This is a messenger RNA of Harpegnathos saltator (Jerdon's jumping ant), 1954 nucleotides long. RefSeq names its product methyltransferase like 3 (gene Mettl3). The transcript has 5 exons. The record is from RefSeq and is a predicted model, not a curated record. Gene Ontology annotation, cellular component: nucleus; RNA N6-methyladenosine methyltransferase complex. The coding region runs from base 165 to 1814 and encodes 549 amino acids. Lineage: Eukaryota; Metazoa; Arthropoda; Insecta; Hymenoptera; Formicidae. Gene Ontology annotation, molecular function: mRNA m(6)A methyltransferase activity. Gene Ontology annotation, biological process: mRNA modification; RNA methylation.
CAAGUGAUCAAUCUUUAUUUUCGAAAGAUAUGUCAGAUUAAUAUACAUGUUCUCAGUAUAGAAUAUACAAGCUGAUAAAACAGAAAAUAAUAUUUAGUAUGUUACAUAUAUAUGUGAUCUGCUAUACUUAAAACAAUUUUGAUCUGGAAACCAAUAGUUGAAUCAUGUCGGACGCCUUUGAGGAGAUACAAGCAAUCAAGAUAAAAAGGAAUAGCCUACGUGAGAAACUGCAGAAAAGAAAACGAGAAAGACAUGAAUUAUUCACUCUCACCUCCACUCCAGUACCUUCUGCUCUCAAGACAGAAUCAACAGAUCCUGAUUCUAAUACAUUGUCACUACGUUCGGAUCAUAAUGAAUAUGAAAGAGAUAUACUCUGUAUCUUACAUGAGUCCCUACCUAAUUUGCCGAUAACAUCUGCAGAUCUAAUAGAUCAACUGCGCAAAAAUUUAAACGCAGAUGUGUCCACUUCUGAUAUCCAUAAGAUUCUGGAAAAACUGGCUGCCCAAGAUAUAGUUAAGAUCAAAGAAGUUACGGAGAAUGGAGUAUUUGGAUACACAGUAUUGUCCUUCACAGAGUCCCAGUCCUCAUAUCAAUCCCAAUCUGAUGAUACGGAAAAUGCAGAGAGCACAGAGACCUCCGCAUCUGAAUUGAACGACUAUUUGCUGCCAGAGAAGCAAGCGAAAAUAGAGAGAAAGAAUACUGAGGACAUCAUGUCCUUGAUCUCAAUGCCGACGAUUCGAGAGAAGGAGAGUAAGAAAGUCGGCGAACAGAUUCUAGACCUGUUGUCCAAACAAACGUCCAAGGAGAAAUCGCUGGCAGAACGGUUUCGCUCUCAAGGCGGUGCCCAAGUCAUGGAGUUUUGCCCGCAUGGCACGCGGGUGGACUGCGUGAAACUGAACGGCGGCCUGGGAUUUGCGGAGAAAUGCAAGAAAUUGCACUUCAAGAAAAUCAUACAGAGCCAUACGGAUGAAUCAUUAGGGGACUGCAGCUUCCUCAACACCUGCUUUCACAUGGACACAUGCAAAUAUGUCCAUUACGAGGUUGACGGUCCUACAGCACAACCAAAGGAGACCAACGAUUCCGAUAGCCCUAGCAGCACCACAACUAACAAGACACUUAAUCUGGAUAGUAAGAACGGCAGUGGUACCAGCAGCAAUGCAGGCAGUGAGCUGACAUUGUAUCCACCGCAAUGGAUUCAAUGUGACUUACGUUAUCUAGAUAUGACGGUAUUAGGUAAGUUCGCGGUGAUCAUGGCUGAUCCACCGUGGGAUAUUCAUAUGGAACUGCCUUACGGUACCAUGUCAGACGACGAGAUGAGACAAUUAGGGAUCCCAGCCCUUCAAGACGAAGGACUUUUGUUCUUAUGGGUAACCGGUAGAGCCAUGGAAUUGGGCAGAGAGUGUCUGCAGCUGUGGGGCUACGAAAGGGUGGACGAGAUCAUUUGGGUGAAGACCAAUCAACUGCAGAGAAUAAUACGUACAGGCAGAACCGGGCACUGGCUGAACCAUGGCAAAGAGCACUGUUUAGUAGGCAUGAAGGGCAAUCCUCGCAUCAAUCGAGGUCUGGAUAGCGACGUGAUCGUUGCCGAAGUACGUGCUACUAGCCAUAAACCUGACGAGAUUUAUGGUAUCAUCGAACGUAUGAGUCCUGGUACCAGAAAGAUCGAACUAUUCGGUCGGCCGCACAAUGUGCAACCCAACUGGAUCACCUUGGGUAAUCAAGUGGACGGUGUCCAUCUAAUCGAUCCGCAGCUCAUCAAAGCCUUCAAGAAACGUUAUCCUGACGGCAACGCGAUGAAACCUACUAAACCGUAAAAAUAUCCUUUUAUUUAUAACGUCGACUAAAAGCUCAAGUGACAUCAUUGGCUAAAGUGAGUCAAUUUAUUGAAAAUAUAAAGAAACGAAUCUUGUGAGAGUUAUUCGUGGAACGAAUAAAUAUACAAGUUUUUCACACA